UCAGCGCGUCAAACCGUGGGCAAAUUACUCGCAGGCACAACGUCGGGUCGACGGAGGACACGGAGCCGGAGCCGGCGCCUGACGAUGGCCGUCUCGCUCCCAGACGAUGCCCUCCUCGAGAUCCUGGUUCGUCUGAACGAGGCGCCCGCCCUCUUCCGUUGCGCUACGGUGUGCAAGCGGUGGCGCAGCCUCGUUGCUGACAUCUCCUUCCUCCGGCGCCGGUGGCCGGAGCACGCGUGCCCCUCCUUCGCGGGCUUCCUCAUCAAGAACCGGCGCCGCGAUCAGGGGGCCAAGGUGCUCGUCCCGACGCCCCAGUCGGCGCUGGGCCGUGGGCGCCGCAGCAUCAGCUCCUUCGUGCCUACCUGCUCAGCGAGCCUGCUAUACCGGGCGGUGCCGCUGGUCUCGCGUCGCGGCCUCCUCCUCGUGCGCCUCGUCCCUCCCCGUUCAGCGGACAUGGACUGGGAUGUCGCCUACCUAGCCGUCUGCAACCUGCUCGCCGGCACGUACAGCUUGCUCCCUCCUAUUCCUGUACAUGUAGGCUGCUUCUCUCUCUGCUCCGACAUCGACUCGGGUGACCACGAGCGGAGCGGCUGCGCCAUCCUAACCGGUGCGGACUGUCGCUCCAGCGGCGACGAGCAGCCACCAUCAGGCAAUUUGCCGUUCUUCUUCAAAGUGCUCAUCCUCACGUCGAACUUCUAUGACCUGAAGUUUGAUCUCCACACGUUCUCAUCUGACGAAGCGAGUUGGAGUACUCAUACAAAGUGCUUCAGCGGCACUAGAGAUGCCAACACCUACGGGUCAUUCUGUCAAAGCAGCGCCGUCGUGCGCGACGGCACCGCGUACUGGCUAUUUCGUGAUACUAAGUUGGUGAGACACUUCUAUCUUGUUAGAGUGGAUGCCCAGGACAGCCAAUUGUCCUUUACGAGACUCCCCGUGCCAAUUAGGGUGCCAAUUAUGUAUGACAUGGAUCGCGUGUGCCUUAGUCUUGCCACCGACGGCACGCUCUCGGUGCUACGAAUGAAACAGACGGGUUCCGAGGUAGAGAUAUGGAGACAACAAGAGAACCAACAUACAAAAACAACCGGUGCCUUAGAAUGGCUGUGCUGUCAGACAAUCGAGUUAAUACCUCCUAGGAGGGAAACUCAAGGAAGGUGCGGCUUCUACAUACUGGGGGAGAAGUGUGGCAAAUUGCUUGUCAAGGACGAGUGCCGACGCUUGUACACCGCCAACCUCGAGACCGGGGCAAUGGAGUUGGUGGCGGACUGGCCUCGCAUGCGCCCCACCAGCAUUCCGGAUCUCGUGCCUUUGGAGAUGGACUGGCCGACAUUCUUCGUUUCUCGUCUUGGUACUGCCAGUGACACCAGCCUUAAGUACUCAUCUCCCGAUGGCGAGGCAGUUCCAAGAGGAAGAAGGCGGCGUAGGAGAAGAAGAGGCAGCAGGAAGGGGCGUGGUUAUGUUGACAUGGCAUAUGUGAUGACACAGAGAUGACAUAUGGACCAAGAGGACUCACGACCAUGGUGAGGCAUCAAAGAGAGGAAAGGGGGUAACUAGAGAUAAUAUUUGAUUGUGUUUUUUUUCCAAUUAGCACAUGCGAGGGCAUCACUUUGGUGUAUUCAAA
This is a messenger RNA of Triticum aestivum (bread wheat), 1618 nucleotides long. RefSeq lists its product as uncharacterized. The record is from RefSeq and is a predicted model, not a curated record. Gene Ontology annotation, molecular function: protein binding. The coding region runs from base 85 to 1488 and encodes 467 amino acids. The transcript is spliced from 2 exons. NCBI's taxonomy places the organism in Eukaryota, Viridiplantae, Streptophyta, Magnoliopsida, Poales, Poaceae.